AUGGAGCAAUCGACGGCGCCUACGAAACAUGACACUAGUGAAGAUGCCUCAGCGUCCUUGCCUUCGCAGAGCGCUGAUUCACGUAGUAGGACGACGAGCGCAGAUGGACAGAAGUUGCCUUCAGUGUCCUCAGCCACUGACCUACCACCACCUGCCUCGCAGACACAACCGGCCCCACAGCGACAGUCGUCGUCCUUUGUACCACAGUCGCCGAUUUUACCACCUGGUACUAUUGUCCAACUGCCGGAACAAACACCGCGUUUGGCGUUUGAAGACAUCCAUGGACAGCGCUCUAGCUACCAGAGCCUGAGCCUGCCUUCACUGACAGGCGCGGCCGCAGCUGCACGUGAAGACCCUGCACCGCCUCAGCAUCAGCGACCGCUUAUUCCACCACAGGCGCUGCCACCGGGACUUGCCACCAUAGCAGCCUCGUUGGCACAGCCACUUCCUCCGGCAAUGAUCCCCUUUACUGCAGCACCUACUCUCACCAGCGCGCCAGGGCUGCAGCUGGAGUCUGGGAUGCUAAUCUUCCCACUCGGACAACCGGGCAGUGUUGUAGGAAGUGGGCUCGGCGACUUCACAUCCCAGGCUCCAAUCAUUCUUGGCCCACAGGGGCCGUUCGUAGCACCACUGCCCACACCUAUGGACCUUUUGCCAUUCAUGCCACUGCCAGAUAACAUGGUGCAGCCGCCCCUACCUGUAAUAAUUGACUCUUCUACUGGUCCUGGUGCCAUGACGCUCGCCCAACCACCCAUAACGCUAGAACAGGUGGAAGAGCAAACAGGCGUCAUGGACAUGGACAUUUCUACCACGCCACUGGACACGCCAAAGGACGCUCCGAGCACACCACAGCACACACCGGUGCACGAUUCGACCGCCUCGCAGCUCCCUCCAAAGGACGAUUUGGCUACGUUGCCUCGCGCUCAGAAGCAAGACUCCAGCGUUCUGCAGCCUGAACUCGUCGAACAGAUGGAAGAGCAAACCGGUAUCAUGGACAUGGACAUUUCAACCACACCACUCGAUACGCCGAAGCAUAAGCCGAGCACACCACAGCUUGCACCGAAAGACGAUUCCGCCACGUUACAGCACCCACGACCAGACGAUUUGACUAUGUCGCCGAAGCAAGAUCCAAGCGCCUUGCCAUACUCCCCCACGGAUGAGCCUACCACGUCGCCGUACUCACCAACGAAAGAACCGAUAAAGUCGCCGCUGUACUCUCCAACAUACGAUCCGCUGUCGCCUUCCUCGGUGGACUUUUCCUACUCGCCCCCAUCCUCACCACCAGACAUUGCGGCUUUGGAGGCUUCUGAAAUGUCACUGCAGCAAACGUCCACGGUUCAAGGGGAGCUACCGACAUGCGGCUCCCGUGUACCCUCACCCGGCAAGGGUGCUACUAGCAAGAGUCUUUCUGCAUCCCAAGUUGCUGAAGCCAGUGCUAGCGGUGCUUCAGCAACCGGAGACAAGUCUACCCGCCACAGCAUGGACGAAAAGCAACAACACUCCAUCGCUGAGCCGGCAGUUGCUUCGCAUAACAUACAGAAGAGAGCACUCAUACUUCGCGCAGAGCAGGAAGUGAAGUUCGCGAUCAGGAAGUACGUCUCGUCUCGGGAAAUAAGCACAGAGGAAUACAAGUACAUUUUGAAGCAUGCAGUCAAGAAAAUCUGCAGCAGUACGAGGACCGGAAUCAACCCAAGAGUAAUUGGGCAGUUUAUCGAAAGAUACGUCGAGAGCGUGAAGCGCAGGCGUUGGCAUUCUAGCACAAAGCAUAAGGAUUGA
Messenger RNA from Dermacentor albipictus, 1776 nucleotides. RefSeq names its product PHD and RING finger domain-containing protein 1-like. The record is from RefSeq and is a predicted model, not a curated record. Lineage: Eukaryota; Metazoa; Arthropoda; Arachnida; Ixodida; Ixodidae.